This is a messenger RNA of Pocillopora verrucosa, 5778 nucleotides long. RefSeq names its product collagen alpha-2(I) chain. Gene Ontology annotation, molecular function: extracellular matrix structural constituent conferring tensile strength. The record is from RefSeq and is a predicted model, not a curated record. NCBI's taxonomy places the organism in Eukaryota, Metazoa, Cnidaria, Anthozoa, Scleractinia, Pocilloporidae. Gene Ontology annotation, biological process: extracellular matrix organization.
UGUCACAAAGAAUGGCUCAGGAAUAAAAGACUAUUAUCACUGACUACCAGCCAAGUCUUUAUUCAAUAAUCGAUCGAGGGAGCUGAGAGAUUGGGGGUUAAUGUCAAAGGAAUAGCUUGCUGUUGUCUGCUAGACUGAGAUUUCUUUGUUGGUCGGCAUGGGCAGCCGUAGCUUGCUAGCUCUGUUCAGCUUGCUGAUCGCGUGGUCUUUGGAGUCUGAAGCACAACUCUUAGGUUGCCCCCCCAUCGAUCUUGGAAUAUUGUUGGAUAGUUCAGGAAGUCUUGAUCUGCCUGGGUACGACAACGAAGGAAGCAUAGAGACGUUCGUGAAGGAACUUGUUGGUAAUUUCGAUAUUAACCCUGGUAUAAAUGGAACUCACGUUGGGAUAGUCCAGUUUGACAGCUCACCAAAGUUGCUGUAUAAAUUUACUCAAACUCAAACUCCUGCUGCUGUGGAAGCUGCAAUAGAGUCAUACAAAAUUGGAGAUGGAAGUACAAUGCUUAAUAGAGGCAUUAAUACGUGUAAUAAGGAACUUUUUCAAACAUCAGAGGGAAUGAGAGGACCCGAAUAUAAAAAGGUGCUGAUCAUUUUCACGGAUGGUAAGCAGACACAGAUAAAUGAAAGGCAACCCAUAAAUCCAAAAGAUAACACAAAGGUUCUCAAAGACAAGAAUGUAACGGUUUUCUCUGUUGGUGCUGGUACUCCUGAUCCGAUCGAACUGUAUGAAAUGUCCUCUGGAUAUCCCUUUGUUGUACGGUUGGACUUAAGGGAUCCUACAAAAGCCGUUCCUCCCAUUAUCAACCAGUUGUGCCAAGUUGAAGUUACGGUGUAUGGACCAAAAGGUGCACCCGGAGGAACAGGAGAAAGGGGUUUUCCGGGAUCUCGUGGAUUCCGUGGCGAGACAGGACCAAGUGGACCCCCGGGACCUGUUGGUAUAAGAGGACCAACUGGGCCUUCAGGACCUCCUGGACCACCAGGGCUACCAGCUGCCCCAGGUUCAAUAACAGCUACUCUUAAUGGCCUCAAAGGGCCAUACAUGGUGCCCACCAUAAUCUCUGCAGGAUCUAUCAUUCCUUCUCCUAUUGGAUUGCAAGGACGUCAGGGUCAAAGAGGAUCAAUUGGUGCUAUUGGGGUUGCUGGAAUAACUGGACCGGAUGGAGAACCAGGAAUUCCGGGAGCUGUUGGACCGCUUGGAGCCAGAGGAGAUGCUGGAUUCCCUGGGAUUGACGGAGACCCUGGACCUAAAGGACAAACUGGGCCCCCAGGCUACCCAGGAAGUACGGGGGGUAUAGGUGAUGUCGGUGGAACAGGUGCCCAAGGAUCAAGAGGUCCAAAAGGUCGAAGCGGAAGGACUGGAGCUGAGGGAGAGAGAGGAGAAGAUGGUGAUGUGGGUCAAAUGGGAACAGUGGGUCGACCAGGGAAGGAUGGCGAAAUGGGUCAGCAAGGCAAGAGCGGAUUUUCUGGAACAGUCGGAAAUCGAGGACAACAAGGUAUGCCAGGUGAGCAAGGUACGCCGGGAGAUGUGGGUGCACAGGGUGUUACCGGUCAAACAGGUUCCCCGGGGGCACCCGGUAUUGCGGGACAAAAAGGCUCUAAUGGCAAUCCGGGCUCUUCCGGUGACGUUGGCUACACUGGUGCUACUGGGGAUACGGGUCCUCAGGGACCCCAAGGAAAAAACGGAGAACUGGGAGAACAAGGACCAGGGGGUGAAAAAGGAGCCGAGGGUGCAGGGGGUGACUUCGGACCACCGGGAGAACAAGGAGAGCAAGGCCCCCCUGGAGAGCAGGGUGCCCCAGGGGAUACUGGGCCGACAGGACCACAGGGAGGCCUUGGUUCAGAAGGACUUCCCGGUAAAGCUGGAUCCCAGGGAGCCAAAGGAAAACAGGGUGAAACAGGUGUCCAAGGAGGCACAGGGUCGCCAGGUUCUGCCGGUAAAAAUGGUAGCCCGGGUGGGCUUGGUUCCCCUGGUACUUCAGGUUACACAGGAUCAAUGGGAGAAGCAGGCGCUCAAGGUGAAAGAGGGUCAAUCGGCGAGAAAGGAUUGCAGGGAAUUGUUGGAAAUCGAGGCUCAAGAGGAUCUCGAGGUCAAGCGGGCAUGCAGGGGGUACCAGGAACACAAGGCCUUACAGGAUCACAAGGAGAGCGGGGAAGUAGAGGUCGAAGAGGAUCGCAAGGAAAGGCGGGAAAACCUGGAACUCCUGGAGCGCUUGGCGAAAAUGGCACACCGGGAACAUCAGGCCAGAUGGGCCCUUCAGGAGUUUCUGGACCUACUGGAAUGCCUGGAGAAAAAGGAGCUCAGGGUGAGGAAGGUCCCCAAGGAACUCGUGGUGAGGCAGGACCAAUUGGGGCAAAGGGUGAGUCAGGACCAACUGGGAACCAAGGCUCACGUGGAUCGAUGGGAGAGCAGGGAAUUGAAGGCCCUGCUGGAGAAAGUGGAUCAACUGGAGAAGAUGGUGAUCAGGGACCCACGGGGACUCCAGGAGAUGUUGGAAAAGCUGGUUCUUCUGGAUCGGAGGGUGCAAAGGGAAAUGCUGGAACAAGUGGCCUGACUGGAAGAACGGGAGCGCCUGGGUCGUUUGGGUCACCAGGAUUAUCUGGAGAACAAGGACCUGAUGGACGAGUGGGGGAACGAGGCGAUGAGGGCAAAAGCGGCCCAGCGGGACCACCAGGGCCUAUCGGCGAAGUCGGUGAUGUUGGAAGUCAAGGACAGACGGGAGGUCUCGGAUCACCAGGACCUACAGGACCCCCUGGAGCAAGAGGAGGAGAGGGUGAUGCAGGACCAGUUGGUCGACGCGGCGAGAAUGGUGCUACUGGUCAAGCGGGUGUCAGUGGCGAACUAGGAGAACAAGGAAUGACGGGCGAUAUGGGCGUCAAGGGAAUUCCUGGGGACGAUGGAAUAAGUGGACAAAUCGGCGCUAGUGGAGGCUCAGGCCCACGUGGCGACCCAGGAACCAGCGGAUCAGCAGGUUACCCGGGUAGUCCUGGACCACCAGGUCCAGCAGGGAACACAGGAGUCACUGGGCCGAAUGGGGAAAAGGGCUCCUCUGGGGAGACUGGGCCGGCUGGUGGACCAGGGUCAAGUGGAACUGAGGGUGCGAUGGGUGACAUGGGACCCAAAGGAUAUCGUGGUGACAGUGGAGAAGAGGGUGGAGAAGGCCAACGAGGACCCAUGGGAUUACCUGGACCUUCGGGAGCAGCGGGGGCAAUGGGGAGUGAGGGAGUGGCAGGCACUAAUGGUCAACCUGGUAGAAAGGGUGAGGCAGGUAAUUUCGGAGGGCCUGGAGAUGGAGGACCCUCAGGAGCCAUGGGUCGCCCUGGACAAGAUGGACCACCUGGAGACCCGGGCUCCGGUGGACCAAGUGGAACAGCAGGACCCGCGGGACCAUCCGGACCACAAGGGGCUGUGGGAAUGCGGGGAAGCGUUGGUCCAUCUGGAUCAAGAGGAGCUGUUGGCAGCGAGGGAGCAAAGGGCGAGUUAGGAGAACCUGGAAGUGACGGCAAAGAUGGAGACCGUGGAUCUCUCGGAAUGGCAGGACAAGAUGGAAUGCAAGGUGCAACAGGUCGACUUGGAAACGAAGGUGAGGCAGGUGCAAGAGGAGAGCUGGGUACACCGGGACUUCAAGGGCCCAAGGGAGAUCAGGGUCAAAUGGGCGUACAAGGUGAUCAGGGAGCCCAGGGAGAGCCAGGUCUUGAUGGGUCUCAAGGUGAACAGGGCAGAGACGGAACCAGUGGUGAUGACGGAAACCCUGGACCAGAAGGGCCAAGAGGAACUACGGGAGAAGACGGAGAUCAAGGAGACCAGGGUGGACCUGGAGAAGAAGGAAGUGAAGGCCAGAGAGGAGAAAAAGGAGAAAGAGGCGAACUAGGGGAUCCAGGCCCAGAGGGAAGUCCAGGAUCUAAGGGCGCUCAAGGCGACAUCGGCCCUCCGGGGAGCACUGGAAAUGAAGGACCACAGGGAACUGACGGGGACCGGGGAAUCCCUGGAAUAUCGGGCGAACAAGGAGAAGUGGGCUCCAUAGGCCCAUCUGGUCCAUCAGGAGUCAAAGGUGAUCGUGGAAUACAGGGAACGGAAGGUCAACGGGGUGAUCCUGGAGAGCCUGGAUCACCUGGUCCAUCGAUUGCCCUCAGCGAUCUUGUGACAUCGUCAGGGUACACUGGCUUUGGAUCAUUGACGGAGGCACCGCAAGAUCCACCCCUUACGGCCGAAAAAGCGGGGACAGUAAAUCUUUAUAGAAGUCAAAAAUUGGUUGACGAUCCGGAGAUUGAUCCGCUAUCAAACUUUGUCACUCUAGUAAAGAAGAAACUUACGAUGAUGAAAAAGCCAAACGGCACAAGUAUAUUUCCCGCGAGGACCUGUAAAGACUUGUACAUGUCAUAUCCUGACCUCCCAAGCGGUUUUUAUUGGAUCGACCCUAAUGAUGGUCUACCUAACGAUGCCAUAAGGGUUCGAUGCGAACAGCCCUCUUAUUCAACUUGUCUCUACCCCAUGAGUGAUAGUGAGACCUUCACAACUGAAAAAAAGAAAUGGUUCACUGGUGCUGAUGGUUACAAAUGGUUAGGAAAGGAUCUGCGCAUGCUUAAAAAUAUUGAAUAUGUCAGCGAACCAAGCCAACUAGAAUUUCUCCGCUUGCUGAGUGACCGCGCCAGGCAGAGGAUCGUAUACAAUUGUAAAGACUCGGUGGCCUGGAGCGAUGAGAAAAACGAAUUUUCCAAAUCUGUCAAGAUUAAGGCUGACAAUGGAGUUGAAAUGCAUGCAGAGUCUUCAAAAAAGUUUAAGCCCAAGGUCAUCCUGGAUGAUUGUGCGGUCAAAGAUGGAAAGUGGCACCACACGGUACUAGAAGUGGACACCCCCAAACCACACCGCCUUCCCAUUGUGGACAUAGCAGCUUACGACAUUGGAGACAGCGGUGAAGAGUUUGGAAUAGAGAUUGAAAGACUGUGCUUCACUUAACAAAAUGUAAAGAGUCUUAAAAUAUUUCAUUUAUAGAAAUCUAUUUGUGUUUAUUACUACAAUUCAAACGAUUGGUUUUCUCCCUCCUAGAAUUUAUUUGAAGUCACUUAGAGUAUAGAACAUGAGAAUAACUUUUUAUCGUAUCUCGCUGCUGUGAGUUUGUUUCGCUCUAUUAGAAAGAAUUUGCAUCUGCGAGGUAUCACUAUUGGUCAAAACAACUCCAUUUAAAGCCGUUUUCAAUUGAGAGUCAUAAAACCAAAACCAAGGUGAUCACAACUACCAAUAAAAAAAGAGCAGCAUCAUCAUUAACCAAUGAGAACUCAGCGACCUGCUUUAUGCGUGGGAAAACACCAGUGACAAAGUUUGGAUUUGUUUUACUUUUGCAUUUAAUUGGUUGAGAGGGUGGGACAAGUUUUCUGGACCAAUCAAAAGGCGAAGUAAAGCAAACCCAAAGUAGUCCAGGAUCAUUCACGAUACUCUCUUGGAAAAUGCUCCAAGCCACUGCAACUACGAGUGUAAGUUUUCUCCCAGAAGAUUUCACUUUACAGUGAUUUUUUUGUCUUGUAAAAAGUUCUCCUUUGCAGGGAAGAUAGAAAAAAUAUGGCCAUUUUUCGUUGACAAAUAUCUCAUUAAUGUUUAUGUGACUGCAGAAGCUUCCGCGAAACGAAGAUGCUUUUCGAUUCAUUUAGAAACAUCAAAAAUGUUGCGCUUAUACCCAAGGGUAAGCUUAUGUAAGCCGAUAGAAAUAAGUUAUUCUGCAAGUUCUUAAAAUGGUUGUUUUUCUUCCUGAAUCUGAUGUUCAACAAUAAAGAUUGACACUUCUUUUA